AUGUCACAAUUGCUAGCCCAAAAACGUCUAAGGCUUGGUGACGACGAAGAGGACUCCGAGAACUCUGAUGAAGAUUCGGAUCUGGAGGAACCGUCACAGAAGGCGGGAUACAUCAGAAAACUCACAUUGAAAAACUUCAUGUGCCACGAUCACUUCGAGUUGAGCUUUGGUGCGCAAAUGAAUUUUAUCAUCGGUCGAAACGGUUCAGGAAAAAGUGCUAUUUUGACUGGUAUAUCCGUUGGGCUUGGUGCAAAAGCCACGGAUACUAGCAGAGGAUCAUCCAUUAAGAGCUUUAUUAAGGAUGGCAAAUCUACAGCCCGAAUCAUUGUGGAAAUCGAUAACGAUGGCUACGAUUGCUUCGAAAAAGAAACUUACGGUAAGGUUAUAAUUGUGGAAAGGAAGCUAACAAGAGAAGGUGCAAACUCAUAUUCGAUUAAAAGCGAGAAUGGAUCAUUGGUCUCCAGCAAAAAGAAAACCUUGGAUGAUAUUCUACAGAAGUUUUUCAUUGUGGUAAACAACCCACUCUCCUUCCUUUCACAAGAUAAAGCUCGUGAGUUUAUUGCAAGCAGCACCGAACAAUCUCGCUUCAACUACUUUAGCGAAGGUACAAACAUCCAAUCGAUUCUACAGAAUUACCAGGAAGCUUCUCGGAAUAUUCUAAGUCUUCAAAAAAGAUCGGUUGCUGCGAAGGAUUACUUCAAUGAGGCAGCACAACGAUAUUCAGAGUGUGAGAGGGCAUAUCGAAAGUAUAAGCACUCACAUACAUUGCGCCAGCAGCUUGAGAAAAUCAACGGUAAGAUUUACUGGUUCAAUGUCGAAGUACUUGAGAGGAGAAUUAAGAAGAAAGACAAUGAAAUCGAAGCUAAACGAAGCGAGCUUCAGGAGAUCGACAACAAAAAGGCAAUGAAUGAUCAGAACAUUACACUCAAUGAUGAAGAACGAGAUAGUCUUCAAAACGAGAAGACUAUUCUAAACGAAAAGUUAGUAUCGCAUGAAGAGGCUGUGGCACAUUCUGAAAAUGCUCAUACGGAGGCAACUAGACAAGUCCAAUCAUACAGAUCAGACUUGAUGAACUACAAAACCGAGAUUGAGGAUUUCUCCAAGCAAAUCGAGAAGCAUAAGAAAGAAAUGGUCAUGGAACAAAAGAAGAUCGAUGAAGCAAAUGGUGGAUCAAAGGAAAAGAUGGGCGAGAGGUUGGAAGCCUUAAGAAAACGACAAGAGGUGUUGAUUAAGGAGAGAGACCAACUUCAAAGUCGCCUCCGAGGAAUGGAGGGUACUUCACCUGAUAUGGAGAACCUUCGCAAGGAACUUGAAGAAUAUAAGCAGUCCAAAACUGUCUUGCUUGAGAAGAAACGUAGCAUUGAGAAGAACAAGAAUGAUAAAUACGCUGCUUUCGGCCACAACAUCAAUUUUCUCAUGAGAGAUAUCGAAAAGGAAAAGAACUGGCACGCAAAGCCAAUCGGACCUGUUGGAUGCUUUGUUAGUGUUAAAGAAGAAUUCUCACAGUGGGGAGACUUGAUUAAUGCCACACUUCAGAAGACUUUGGAUUCCUUUGUGGUUUGUGACGAGCACGACAGGCGCAUAUUGAGUCAGUAUAUGAGAUCAAAGAAGAUCUUCAAGACUAUCAUCGUGAGAAAGUUUGAGAAGUUUAACUUCAACUCUCAGGCUCCCCAUGGGUACAAUACAAUUCUCGAUACGCUCAAUAUCCAAGACGAAAACGUAAAGUUUACUCUUAUUGACUCUAGUGGAGUUGAAGAGAUGAUAAUCUGUGACAACAUCCGUGAUGCAGAAGAAGUUACGCGGCGUCCGAAUGUGAAACAUACCUUCUGCCUCAACGACAGAAAAUCAGGUAUCCGGAUUACUAGACCCGGUGGCCAAUUGGCCAGAGAUCCGAUUUUUUAUUCUCGUGAUCUCCGGAAGCUUGCUGGAAAAGUUGAUGGAAAUGAAAUUGAAAACGAAUUGAAAGAGGCUGAGGCUGAGGAAGAAAGACUCGAAAAACGGAGACACAACUUACGAGCAAAGGAAUACGAAGAGAAAAAAACAGUGCAAGGAGAGUUAGAGGAAAAGAAAGACUUUUUAAAGAAGGUCAAUAAUCAGAUAUUCACUGCGGAGCAGAUUCUUCAGGACGAAGGUGACUAUGGCCGUAUCGAGAGUUUGAAGUCUCAAAUCGAAAAUUGUGAGAACCAAAUCAAAACAAGAGAAGGCAUGUCGCUAGAGCUUCUCCAGAAUUUAAAUCAGUCCAAGGUGGAGCUAUCAUCGUUGAAGCAGAGAUUACAAGAAGCAAAAGCUCAAAAGGAAGAUAUCACAGAUCAGGUAUCUUCGCUCGAAGAGAAAGUUUCUCAAUGUCAAGAAACUAGUCAACUUCUUGCUGCAGAAAACGAUGGGCUCGAGAAGCGAAAGGCAGAAAUUGAUUUUGAGAUUGAAACUAAAAUCGAGAGGAAAAACUCAGAUAUCACCAAACACCAAGAAUUGGAAACUGCUGCCCUCGAGCAUUGCCAGAGAAGUGACAUCCAAAUUCUCGAGACGGAUACCACAGAGUCAAUCACUACCGAGUUUCGAAACAUACAGCACGCAAUUGAAGAAGCAGAGAAAAACUCGAAUAAGACUUUCGAGGAGAUCCAAGAUGAAGUUCUUAAGAGCAAAGCAUUGAAAGAUCAAUGUGAGAAUAGCCUUCUGGAGUUGGAGAGCGCAAGAAUUACAUUGGAGAACGACUUGAAUUCUCGAUUUGAGAACUUGAACAUUACAAUAAAGGAAAAGCUCACAAGAGCAAGACUGUCGUUUGAGCAAUCACUUGCCCUUCGAGGCUUCAAAGGAAACUUGGAAUUUGACUUUGCCAAUAAGAAAGUAAUCACCGAGGUUCAAACCAAGGAUGACAAGGAAAGACGAGCAGUCCUGUCCUUAUCUGGAGGUGAAAAGUCGUUUACACAAAUUGCAUUUUUGCUUAGUAUCUGGAAGGUAAUGAAACCACGAGUAUGUGGAUUGGAUGAAUUUGACGUUUUCAUGGAUUCUGUCAAUAGAACAAUCGCAAUUCGACUUCUAAUCCAUGAGCUUCGAAACUCGAAUGCGCAAUCCAUCUUCAUUACUCCACAGGAUAUUGCGGUGGUGGGCGAUUUGAAAGAUAGCGAAGAUGUUCGAAUUCACCGUAUCAAGGCCCCAAGAAAUGAAUAG
This is a messenger RNA of Sungouiella intermedia, 3168 nucleotides long. The record is from the annotation of a GenBank genome assembly. NCBI's taxonomy places the organism in Eukaryota, Fungi, Ascomycota, Pichiomycetes, Serinales, Metschnikowiaceae.